Messenger RNA from Phanerochaete carnosa HHB-10118-sp, 663 nucleotides. RefSeq lists its product as uncharacterized. Lineage: Eukaryota; Fungi; Basidiomycota; Agaricomycetes; Polyporales; Phanerochaetaceae. The record is from RefSeq and is a predicted model, not a curated record. Bases 1 to 492 code for a protein of 163 amino acids. The transcript has 3 exons.
AUGAGGCGUGCUCAAACAUGCUCUAUUCACAAAUCAGUCAGUAUCACCCGGACGAACCUAUGGGUUCAAACAGCAUGCCAGCUAGGGUUCCGCCAUCCGUGGGCCUUCCACCGUCAAUUCGCGACGUGUAACCAGUGCCCGCCACUCCACGCGGUGAAGACUGAGCUUGGUAGGCUCGCGCUGGGCAGCUCAAAGACAGUGACACGCUGGGAUGCCGAUGACUUUGCUUGCGACAUGCGCGCGUCAGAACAUGAACAAGACAGUGUUAUAAGCGAUCCCCACACUGGGUUGUGUCGUGCUCGCGUCGAUGAACUUAUGCUCGUUCACGUACCUGUGAAUGCCCUGGAGGCGCACUUAUACGCACAAAUUAUUCCUUGGUGUUAUAGAUGGCCGUCUUCAUCACGGAACAAGCCCUCAGGGAGAAGGGGGGUCCAGUGUGCACACGGAUUGAAGGUGGUUACAUCGCUUGUCGAGAACCGCGGAGAGCGUUAGCUUCUGUCAGUACUGAGGAAUCUAGCAGAAACGCACAAUGCCGCCGUAAAUGAUAGAGCCAAUAUUCUCAGUGCCCUUCGCCGAGACACACAAUCAUGCAAUGUCACUACCAAGUCCCGAAGAGUGGGAACCAUCUACCCGAGUCCUGAGUGCGCUGGCGAAAGAUGGAUC